Messenger RNA from Orcinus orca (killer whale), 11628 nucleotides. It is a transcript of the gene SYT14, whose product is annotated as synaptotagmin 14. Lineage: Eukaryota; Metazoa; Chordata; Mammalia; Artiodactyla; Delphinidae. The record is from RefSeq and is a predicted model, not a curated record.
AUGGCAUUUUUCAAAAAUUUUCAGCAGAAUCUGCCUUCAGUGUCCUCUCUGGUGGACACAAUCAGUAAUGCUGUGGAAGAUUUGACCACUGCUGUGGGGGAAGUCAGCUAUGCUUUCACUGACUCGGUUGCUGAACAGGUAGCAAGUAUGAUAAGCGGCUUCUGCCCAGAAGAGGAAAGCCCUGCAGCAACAGAAGCUGUAGAUACUUCUAAACGAGAAAAUACCACGUUACCAGAAGUCUCUAAAAACACUAAUUGUCAGAAAACACAAUUCGAUUUAGAGCACCAAGCAAAUCGAAUAAAUAGCUAUAAUACUUCAGUUUCACAAAAGCAAGAUCAAGGAAUGAAUGAAGAAGGAGUAUUUAAACAUAUUAAUAAUAGGCAACAGACACUAUCAAAAUAUCAAGAAACCGAUACUGCUGGUGAUUCUUCUUUGAAAGGCCAGAUGAGUGAUGGUAGGAUAUCAGUUAGCAAGCAGUAUGCAAGGGCUGGAUCUACUUGUCAAGAACUUGAAAGUACUGACAGAUGUAGAAAAUAUGGAUUAGGAAUUUCCAAUAAUGGUAAGCAUGACCUAAAGGAGGUAAGAUUUCAAGAAAUGCAAGAAAAUUAUUUAAAGAAGGCUGAAAAACAUAUUAAAAGUAAAGGAUCCAAAGGGAAUAAGUGUUCAGGAAAUGAAUGUUCUCCAAAAGGUAUUUUGGAAAGCAAUAGACAUAUGAUACAGAAAUCCAUUAAGAAAAAAGACAUACAUCCAGCAGCAUCAACUAAUUCUAAAGGUAAGUGUUAUGGAAUCAAAGAACAAAUAAAUCCAACAAAAUACUACAAAGUGAAAGGAGACAUAAAAACAAAGAAAAACGAAGCCAUUUCUGCCAAAAAAGAAACAGCAAAGAGUAAAGAUGAAAAAUAUUCUGAGAUAAUACCAGAAAAAGAUAAUUCCUACAUUGACAAAGAUGAGCAUGGUUCGUCCUCUGAAAGUGAAGAUGAAGCACUGGGUAAAUAUCAUGAGGCCUUAUCCAGAACACACAAUUCCAGACUACCAUUGGCAGAUUCUAGACAAAAGAGCUAUACUUGGGAAACAAGACAGAAAUAUAGCCCUCUCUCUGCAGAGUAUGAUGGAUACAGUAGCGAAGCAUCAAUAGAUGAAGGAAACUGCAUUCAGAGAAUGAGAAGAACACCCCCACUGGAUGAAUUGCAGCCACCACCAUAUCAGGAUGACAGUGGUUCUCCCCAUCUCUCAUGUACACCCUCAGAAAUUGGGGACAGUAAAUGUGAAUUUUCCCACUGCAGCAACAGUCCAAGAUGCUCAUAUAACAAGUGUCCAAGUGAAGGAAGCACAGGUCAUGAAAUAGAAAGUUUUCAUAAUAAAGGAUAUGAAGAAGAUGUUCCAAGUGACAGCACUGCAGUCCUGAGCCCUGAAGAUAUGUCAGCUCAAGGAUCAUCUUCACAGCUUCCUAAACCUUUUGAUCCUGAGCCAGAAGCUAAAUAUGGCACGCUGGAUGUGACUUUUGACUAUGACUCACAAGAACAGAAGCUGCUGGUAACAGUGACAGCUGUCACAGAUAUCCCAACAUAUAACAGGACAGGUGGCAACUCAUGGCAAGUACACCUUGUUCUUCUACCUAUAAAGAAACAGAGAGCAAAAACCAGCAUCCAAAGAGGACCAUGCCCUGUCUUCACAGAAACAUUCAAAUUUAAUCAUGUUGAAUCUGAGAUGAUUGGAAAUUAUGCAGUUCGGUUUAGACUGUAUGGUAUACAUCGCAUGAAAAAAGAAAAGAUUGUGGGGGAAAAGAUUUUUUAUUUAACAAAACUGAAUCUUCAAGGGAAAAUGUCAUUACCUGUGAUAUUGGAACCUUCUUACAAUCAUUCUGGCUGUAACUCCCAAAUGAGCGCGUCAGAAGUCUCCUGUAGUGAAAGUACAUCCUCCUGUCAGUCUCUUGAACAUGGCUCAGUUCCAGAAAUUCUCAUUGGCCUGCUUUAUAAUGCCACAACUGGGAGACUAUCAGCAGAAGUGAUAAAAGGCAGCCACUUCAAAAACUUGGCAGCAAACAGACCACCCAAUACAUAUGUUAAAUUAACUCUACUGAAUUCCAUGGGUCAAGAGAUGUCCAAAUGCAAGACAUCCAUCCGCAGAGGGCAGCCAAAUCCAGUAUACAAGGAAACGUUUGUUUUUCAAGUGGCCCUAUUUCAACUCUCUGAUGUGACACUCAUACUGUCUGUGUAUAACAAACGCAGCAUGAAAAGAAAAGAGAUGAUAGGCUGGAUUUCUUUAGGUCUGAACAGCUCUGGAGAAGAGGAACUCAAUCACUGGACUGAAAUGAAAGAGUCGAAAGGACAGCAAGUAUGUAGAUGGCACGCGUUGCUAGAGUCGUGAUGACUAGGAUUAAUGAGCAAUUGCAGUUCAAGGCAGGGUCAUUUCUGAGUACAACAUUACUCUUCUUACCUAGUCACCAUGGGAAGAUCUAUUCUUUGAAGAAUCGUCUUUAACAUUCUACCCAAAUGCUUUAAAUUCUGUGGAAAGAACAUCUAAUACGGACAUAAAUGAAGAAAAGAAGUGUCUCUAGUAGAGCUUGUUUGAGAAAAUGAGAAACUUUCAUCUUUCUUAAACUGACAAUCCUCCAGAACUUUAAGAGCAUCGUUUUGGUUUGAAGUUAAUUUUACUCUAGCAAAAGAGCCAAUAAUUUUAUGAAAAAUCAAAAUUAUAAAUGAUUUUGAAAAUCAGAAUUUUUAGUUACAGCACCCUUUUAGGUCACCCUACAUAUACACAGGACAAAUUUUGACUGGCUCAUCCCUGGUGUUCGUAAUGUUCUUUAAUAUGCGAAAGUCAUUCUCCAGCGUUGUCAGUCAGAUCUAAUGGUGAAAGGUUUCAAUCACAUUGAAAAUCAUUUUAUUUCAGAUAUUUUCCCUUUGUGCACUUAGUUUUGUUGUGCCUCAGUUCUUCUCAAUAGCACUAAAUCUAAGUGCAAGCAAGUAUUCAUUUUCAUAAGGGAAUGUUUUUUAUGUGUUAUUUUAAGAAAAGCUCACUUCUUCAUUUGCCUCUGAUUUUGCCUGAUCCAAAGAGACCAAGUUACGGUACUGGUCCCUUGCAAGUCUUCUAGACAGGUUGUACUGUAGACCAUGUAACUUUCUGUUGAAAGCACUUCCUGUAUUCUUGUAUUCCAAUGUAGGAAGCUAAUAGAGCAGGACUUCACUUUAAAAUCUCUUUCAAUGGUUGACUCUUUAAAAUUGUAAUAACGUGAAAAUACAUUUUUUACAAACUAAAAAAAUAUAGUGAAUAAGCUGUUGAAAAUUGAAAACAAUUCAAGUUAAAGAAAAUUUUAAUCAUCUGCUCUGAGUAUUUAGUAACCAACACUGCAUAAAGCAGGUAGCAUUCAAAUAAGAAACAGUUCUCUUCACUCUUACUUCAAUUUGUAUUUGUGAUCUAAAGACUCUCCAGUUCUAAGUGUGAAUCAGAACAUCAUGUUAAAAACAGUUCUGAGAUUCCUUAAGAAGUUUCUAGUGACUUGUGACUAGAUUUUUUGAGAUUUACAGGUACGUUCUUCAGCGUGAUGUCAUCCUGUGCCUUCCAUGUAAGUUAAAUUUGCUCAUACAGCUUGAAAGUUGUAUUUGCAAAAUUAGGCCUUCAAUUUUUAUAAAUGUGAAGAUUAGAUUCCUCAAAACAGUGUCACAAGAUCUUUAUUUCCUCAGAAGUAUGUAAAAGUUGUAUAAUGUGCUAAUUUUUUUAAAUGGCAAGGCAUUUGUUGUUUUUAUAUUUAGGAACUCUGAUUACCAGGAAUAUUAUAAGCUGUUUUCUUUUUAAUUUUGCUUCUUAUCCAAUAUAUAAUUUUAUGCAUAUACUUUAUUAAAUAGAAUAUGUUUUUUAUAUAUGAGAAAUAUUUUUUUUCUCUUUCUAAUUUCUAGUUAAAUUAGAAACAUACUAUUUACCAAUUACUAAAAAGCGGUAUAUCAUUGUUCCUAGUCCCAACUAAGUACUAUGUAUUAUUAUAAGCUAGAACUUGUUAUUACCAUAAUAACAAAACCAUGCAUAGAUAUUAUUACUUCAGCUUGGCUGUACUGAAAGGCCUUAAAAGAAACCCAAAAGGACAGUGAACUCCUAAUAUUUUUUAGUUUAAAAAAUGGCAGCUCUAUGCAUUCAUACAUAUGAGUUAUAUGAUAAAAUACAAAUGCCGUAUCAGGUGACAUGGGGUUUAAGAAUGUGUGUUAGAGAGUUGCAUUAAAGGGAAAAAUCUAUUCUUUUAUUAUUACAUUAAUGAGCAUUUUCCAGGGUUUUAUAAAUGAGUUAGGUUAUAAAGUUAAAACAAGAAUAAAAUGACAGAAUAUCGCAUGAAAGUAUUUUUAGCAACAGUUAUGCAAAGAGAUUGGAAGGGGGGCAGUAGAUUUUACUGCGAAAUUGGUUUUAGGCAUUUGAUGCUGCAAGUAUCUUUUCUGGCUUUGAAACAACUAACUGCAUUGCUAACAACUGGGAUCGCCCUAAUAAUAAAAAGAGUCUUAUCUGUAGCUGUAACAAAGCCUAAUCAAAUACAUAUGAGACCAGCUUGGUGCUUUCUCCUACAGCAAGGAAAAGAACACUAACUAAAUGUUAUUUGUUAAAUCUGUCUUUCUUCAGACUAUGCCCAGAAUUGUGUGUGUGUGCUUGGAUACAUCCUUAGGGGUUUAUCUGGUCUGAGUAUAUCAAAUCCGGUAUGGCCUAAAAUUUAAUCAACAAUUUUUAAAUAUUUCAAGAAAGACCCUACCUCCACCCCAGCUGCCAAGUCCUCAAAGAUUAUGAAGUGUAUGUAUGUGUAUCUGUAUACACACACACACAUGCCUAUACACACAACAUAUAUAUACAAUAUGUAUAUGUGUGUGUGUGUGUAUAUAUACAUAUAUAUAUGUAUUUGUAUAGGUGAAGGUGCCCUGGCUUUCUCAGCUAACUAAAUAGAAAAGCAUUUAUCAAGUUUAUGGAUUAUUUUUCUCCUCCGUAUGUUUACGAGAAAUUAUAUUUGGUUUUGGGUGCUAUUUGCUGCCAUUCUCCUCCACACACAGCAAAAUAUAUAUCUUUUUAUCCUUUGGAUUGACACAGCUUAGAGUAAUUACUCCCCCAAAUUUGUCUCUUAUUUUAGAAAAAGAUUAAAUAGGGCUUAAGAGACCCACUCACUCUACUGAAUCUAACGUACGAGACAGUACUACUGCUCUUUUGUGUGCUUGGAUUUGCAUGAAAGCUUAAAGGCAAAAUAUUGUAUCUUAGCAAUUAAAGCAAAUAGGGGCCCACUGGUGGGCAGCAGGUGUUGUCUGAGAAACUUGAGAAAGAUAACCCACUUUCUUAUUUUCCUCUUAAAAUCCCCUAAGUUUUAUAAUAAAAUGAGAUAGUCCAAAUACAGCGACUGACUGGCAUUCAUGGGAGCUCCUGAGCAUGGAAUUACAAGUUUUAUUUGUCUCCCAAAUGAGCUGCAACAUGUAGUUGUUUAUUACUGCCCAGGAAGCAAAGUAUAUUUUAUUUUAGUUUUAUUUUUUAUUUAUUUAUUUUUUGCGGUACGCGGGCCUCUCACUGUUGUGGCCUCUCCCGUUGCGGAGCACAGGCUCCGGACGCGCAGGCUCAGCGGCCAUGGCUCAAGGGCCCAGCCGCUCCGCGGCAUGUGGGAUCUUCCCGGACCGGGGCCCGAACCCGCCUCCCCUGCAUCGGCAGGCGGACUGUCAGCCACUGCGCCACCAGGGAAGCCCGCAAAGUGUAUUUUAAAUCAGAAAAGAAUUUGUUUAGUAUAUCCUCUUACCUUUAAGAAGUUUUCUUCCGUAAUCUUAUGCCUUCUUUACUAUUCGCAUUUUGUGUGAAAUCUCUUUGCGUAUUUUCUUACUGUGCAUUCAGUGAAUUCUCAAUAAUGUUGUAUUUAGUGACAAAAAUAAUAAACUGAAUCACAAUUUUUAAAAAAGAAAAACCAGUGAGAAAAUAUCUAAACUACCCUUAUUAAUACAUACAUGUUUAAGUGUAGGGCCUGGUAGGGCACUUUCAUCUAGUCUAGUUCAGAAGCCCAGGGCUAUAUGUUAAAUCAUUUUCUUCAUACCAUCAUCAUUUUCACUUAUCUAGUGAAUCAGAAGCAUAAUCAAUGCUUGCAAAAGGAAGGUAGAACCAGUGGGGCAAGAGUUCAUAGAACUGAGGGUGUUCUUUAAGAUGGAGAUAGAGAUCAAAUGAUAUCAUAGUUUUUCAAGUGAACGGAGAGAUAGGCUAUUUGAAAGUGUAAACUUUAGAUGAAACUACAACAGCAGUCACCAACAAAUUUUUCAAGGUCUCUAUCCAGCUGUUAAUGGCGAUAACACAAAUUCACUUCCAUGAAAUUGCCAUUUGCCUACAUAAACUAGAUAGUCUACUCAUAGAGAUUUUUCUCAUUGAUAGCUAUUAUUCGGAAGUUUUCAUUUUUUUUUCCAUUUUACUGUCCCCAGUUCACCCAUGACCUACACUGGAGGUGGCCAUCAGUAUCAUCGUCACCAACCAAACUCAAUAUUGAGCACAAGGUUAAACGUACUAUGGAGCACUUUUCUUAAAUUCACUUUAAAACAUCAUCUGUAUCCACCAAAAUGUCUAAUAAUGAUGAUGGUAACCGCUAUAAUUUAGUAAGGUCUAGCACAAUAAUUUAUUAUUUUGAUUCUCACAACAGUGGUAUGAGGUAAAUGAUAUUAUCAACAUUUUAUAGAUGAAGAAACUGCAGGAUAGAGGUUAAACAGACUUGCCUAAGGUCAUCCAGUAAGUAAAUAAUAGAACUGGGAUUAGAGCCCACAUAUACAUUACUCUAAAACCUAUAUUAUACAUAUUGCAAUUGCAUCCCUCUUUACUAGUUGCAAGAAAAAACAGGACAACAUUAUAUUCAUCAGUAAUCCCACCCACUUUAAUUGGAUGGCAGCACUAGAAAAAGAGAAGGAAAAAACAGAGCUUGGGAAAGAGAAAUACCAGGCAAAGAAGAAAAGAAGAUUAGAGGGGUUUUUUGUCUUCUGGGGACACAGAUGGUACUUUUGUGUCAUACUUUGUAGAUGACAUAUUUUCAAAGGCUUGGGGAUUAAUUUACUUCUGCCAGUUUACCCUAUACUUACUUAUAUUCUGAAAGUGUAUUAAUCAAUUUGUUCUCUUCCUUGUCCACUGUUGGGAAUCCAAAAUACUUUAAUUGUACAUGAUCCCCUUUCUGCCCUACGAAGUGGAUAGCCUGUGUCCAUGAACACGUAUCUUGCCCAUACCAGUGGUGAAAGGAAAGACUUGUCUUCCUCUGCACUCUGAUUGCAAUUUAAAUUGCUUCUCUACCCUUUCUUAAGGUUUAACUGGAUUACAGCUAAUUUUAUUACAUAUGUCUCUCCCCUCGGUAGUACUUAAUGCUUUAUCUUGUUAUCUUUAUGUGCCCCUUGUUCAUAGUAGGCACACUAUAAAUAUUGACUAAACUAAAUUCCCUACGGAGGAAAUCAAUAAUACUGUUAUAUGGCUCAAUAUUUAUGAAUCUUAUGCAUGGAUUUAUUUAUGUCUUCAUUAGUACCUACUAUGUACCAUGUAUUUUUCUAAGUGCUACAAAUGCAGAGAUAACAAAUUGGGUAGACAAAGUCUUUGCCCUAAUGGAGCUUGCAUGCUAAGGUGGGGAUAGCCACAGAAUGAUGUAACUUUAGCACAGGAGUACAAUGUGGAGUUCAGAAAAAUCUUCCUGGAGAAAAUAACCCCUGGGUUGGGUCUUAGAGAAUAAAUACAGAUUAGACUCCCAUCAAGGAACUUAUUCUCUCCAAGGGCAAAAUUUAAAACAGUGGUUCCCAAAUUAUAGUGUGUUUAAGAAUUAUUUUGAGAGCUUAAUUUGUAUUCCAAAGCCCCACCUCCAGAGAUUCUAUUUCAUUUGGUCUGGAGUGGAGCCCAAGAAUCUACAUUUUAUUAAGCUCCCCAGGAAAUUCUGUCUGUGAGGCACUGGUACAGAAUAUUGAGCUCAUUAUAUAGAAUUAUUGGCAGCUGUCUAACCAUAGAUUAGUUCUUCAAGUGUGAUAGUGAUAAAGAAGAGCAAGAUUAAGACUAGGAUUAGUGCUGUUGAUGUGUGUGUGUGUGUGUGUGUGUGUGUGUGUGUGUGUAUGUGCGCUGCCUUAAAGAGAAAGAUAUUUAAUGAGAAAUUAAAAGUGAUACUUAAUUAUGAGCUCCUGUGCAUUCACAUUCAAGAUAACUUUUUCAAAGUGUUUCAUGGUAUAAUAAAUUCUAUUGUGUUAGUUUUAUGAUUCCUGAAAAUUACUUUGGAUUAUUUUCAAAUAUUUCCUUCCAAACUGUCUUUACAAUGAUAGACACAAGGCAAAGAGAGAGUCUGAGGAAGGUGUUUACCUAGUACAUCUGUCAAUAUUCUAAAUGAAAUAAGGCUGACCUUUAAGUAUGUAUAGUGGCAGCCAUAAGUGGUGGCGUUUUUCAUUCUUGUGUAUAGUAAGCUUUCUUGUCUUUUGUCAUCAUCCUGCAUGGCUUCAUUGUCAUUACACUCAGCAGACGAACCUCAUUCCUGUACUCAUUCCUGGAUUCUUCACUAGAAAUAGCAAUGUUUCUAUCACUUCUGCUCUGAUCUCUAUUUCCUUGAUUGCUUGGCUCUUUCUUAGGGUCUUUUAUUUCAAGUAACAAGUUCAUACAGCAGCCUCAAGUCCUCCUUUUUCUCUAAAAAUAAAUGCCGUAUAUAGGUUCAUCUGAGUUCCUAUUUCCCCUCAUUUAUAAUGUAGGCAUACCUCCUUCUCUGGUGUAAUAUUUUGCAUGAAUGUAUUUUACAUUUUGAAAGUAUUUUUCCCAACAAAUAUCUGUGAUUAACCCACUGAAAAAUGAGGUUAUUUGAAUUUUGAAAUAAUAUGGUAUGGAAUUAGGCUGUUUCGUGACUGCUGCUGUAUCAUUGUGUUUGGUCCGAUUAUAGCUUGAAAUCUGGUUAACAUAAUCUUAACGUGAAAGAGUUUGAUAAACUUGAAUUAUUAGUCCAUUAUCAAAAAUGAAUGUAAGAAUCUUGCUUUAUUUUCCUCCUAAUAGACAAGUAUGUAUCUUGCUUAAAAUGUUCCUUCUUUCUUCCUCCCACACUUUUUUCCCCAGUCCUAUUCAUGUACAUUCACACUGGAAUUCUGAGUUCAUCACAGCUGCAUAAUUCCUAACAAAAAGUGAUACCCUGACUUUUUUCAUUUUAAUCACAUGUGCUGGAUACUAGAGAGGACUGGAUAGGUUUUCUCAGAGACUAGAGAGAGAGCAAAGCAUGACCCUCUUUAGUCAUUAAGUUUCUUGUAUCUCUUGUGAUGGUUGCUGUUGUUGCUGUGCACCUAAUCUUGAAUAGUGUGAAGUUCCCUAAUAUCAUGCUGUAUGGGUUGGGAGCAGAGAAGGAAAUUUGAUUAUUAAUCUAACAAAAAUAUGGCAUAAUUUUAUUGUACAUAAAAUUAGUACAUAAAAAUUUCUAAAUAAUUAUGAGAACAAAGUCACUGAUGUGGCAGUAGUUUUGCAAGAUGUUUGACGUUAUUUCAAUGUCAUUUUGACAGUCUGCAUCUCAAAUUGUCCUAUUAUUUCAGGAUCCUUUUUCACUCUUUUUUUAUUAUUCUGAUGACUGUUUGAUAUUUGAGUUUGUCUUUUAAAUAUUCAAGACUAUUUUUAAAAGAAAAAACCUAACACCUUUCUGUUUCUUCCUUUAACAUGUGAUCUCUCACCUGACACUUUUUGUGAUUAAAAUGAAUACCCAACAGAUGAAAUAUAAUACUCUAUUAUACACUGAAAAAAUAAUUAUCUGAAAUUUGUUUAUAUAUUCAGGUAUUGCUUGAAUGCUUAUUUCCAUAAAUCUAAGCGGUUAAUAUUAAAUAUGGCUAUUGUAUUCAAUGAGAAAAUAGGGAUUUUUCCCUUAUCUCUGAGAUUUAUUGUCUCUCUUGGCUUUUACAUCUGGUUGAAGGCUGUGAACCUCUUGCCAGCACUUCAUUUGUCAAUUUCUGAGUGUGCUCACCUCCUCCAGAUGGUAUUAUUUUUGGUAACAACCAAACCUUUUAUACCCUCAGGGUUGGUCCUUACCAGUGAUUCCUGUUCAUAACCCCCAUUAAUGUUGAUGAAAGUAAUACAUAAGCACCAGUAGAAGAAAAGACCCCUAAAGUGUAAAGGAUCAAUAUCUUAGCACUCUGGUAUAAGAUGACCCCGUUAAUACCUCAGUAUGAUUUCAGUCGUAAUGGAGUGGAAGCCAACUUCUUGGAAAUGAGAUUUUCGAUCAUUAUAUCGUAAAUUCUCUCCUUUUGGUCUUCUCUCUUCCUCCUCUAGCUUGAACAUUCUUUUUAUUUUAAAUUUUGUGAGAAAGCCUUUUCUAAAUUCCUGGUUUUAAAAUUGUUCAUGUUGACUUAACUGGGCACUUUCAUAAUUAAAAAGGAAAACUGAAGUAGAUAGUGUCAUUGGAAGGCUUUGGGCAGGGAGGGUGCUUGUUCUUGUUGGGGCAUUCUGUUUGCAUAAAUAUUGAGAAUAUUUACAACAUUCUAUAAUUAUGUCGCAUUUGUUUUGUGAGGGGAGACCAGGGUAGCUUUUACAUAUAAAUUGGCUCUCUUAGUAUUUACGUAUAUUUUAACAGUCAUUUGAAACACAGCUAGGAAAUAAUGGUGACAUUUCCAACAGUAUUUUGCAAUUAUAAAUAUUACUUUAAAUUUACUCAGAGAAAAUUUCCAGUAGUAGCUUGCAUUACAAAGUUAAUUUAUAAUGUUUCUACAUAAUUUUAUUGAGAUGAGUUUUCUUUUUGUGGUGAAAAUAAUAUAGUGGCAACAAUUUUGAGGAAUCUUUAAAGCUGUCACAGAGGGGAUAGCCAAACUUUGGCUGGAUUUUUACUAGAAUUUUGAAAUAAGAAAAUGUAUCAAUAUUACUUUUCAGUUCAAUUAGUCUUGAUGAGAAACAGUUAUUAUAUGGGCUUUAAGGGUCUUGAUAAAUGUUGGCAUCUGUUCUUUUUCUAAAACUCAUGAUGGUCAUCACUGCUCAGUACUCUUACAUUGUGUUUUAUUUGUCAAAAUAAUGUAAUUUUUAUGGAAAACUCAAUUAGUGGAAUCUUUUAUUCAGUAUUCCCUUAUUUUCUUUCCUUCUUCCUUUCCUCUUUCAUUCUUUCUUUCUUUUUGAGGCAAGAAGCUUAAUAGUAUAGUUUCUACAGAGCUUUCUUACUUAUUUUUCUAAUAAUGUAUAUAACAGCGUGAUGAAGUUUUAAUGCUCUAUGAGCAAAAUACUCUAUUAAACAACCUGAAGAAAUGCACUGCUGAUUAACAUUUCCUUUGGUCUUAAAUUGUCUCCAAAUAUUUUCUAGUGAUUCUAUACCAUGAAUGGAUCUUACUAAUAUAGCGUCUGUGUGGUUAUCAACAGUGUUGUAUAAUUGUCACAUAUUAAUUUGCAUUUUUGAUUAAAAAUAUAAACAGAUGUGUGUGUGAAACAACCCAUUUUAUAGAAUGAGCAUAUAUCUAACCAUUUUCAUGUAAUUGAAAAUGUGCUGUAUGUUGCAUUUUUUUUCUCAUGUCAACUUUUCUACUAUCUAUACACCGAUUGUCUCGGUGCCUUUUUCCUUUUGUAUAAUUGUAUUACUUAAAGAAAUUGCUGACGUCUGUGUAAACAAUGUAAAAACUGUUAAAAUUAUUAAUCCAAGGAGAUUUUAAUGGCAGUUUAAUUUUCCAGAGAAUAAAUUUUUGUGUGGGUUACAAGUUA